This is a messenger RNA of Amborella trichopoda, 1893 nucleotides long. Lineage: Eukaryota; Viridiplantae; Streptophyta; Magnoliopsida; Amborellales; Amborellaceae. The record is from RefSeq and is a predicted model, not a curated record.
UCUCCUUUACCUUAUCCCUUCUCGUAGCCGAAGCUCUCCCUUCCUCCCAUUCAUUGUCUCUUUCCAUCUCUCUCUAUCUCUAUCUCUAUCUCUAUAAACAUUUCUCCCUCGUAGCCCUCUCCCACCCCUGCAAUCUGCAGAAGAAAGAAAAAAAAGGGAAGCUUUGCACCUCCCAAUUUGAGGCCUCUUCUCCAAAGACAGGCCAGGCCGACUCUGACAAAUUGGGGCAUUAGUGUCAUACUCAACUGAAGAGAAGAAUAAGCCCUACAAAGAAACGAAAUUUAGAGAAAGAGAUCUGGAUAGGGGAAUUUUUGUGCUGCCUCUCUCCACCGUUUCUUGGGUUUUUUCCCGGCGAUUUUGGACGGCACAUCCCGCCAUCAAUCCGAAGCCCAAGCAUGAGUGAGUCGUUUGGUAUCCAGAUCAGCUCCAAUCUGGUCAAUAGGCUUAUCAUCGAAGAUGAAGUCAAGAAGAAGCCCAAGAAGGCCCCCGCCCGAAACAAAUCAAGGAAAUGGCCUCUUCCUCUGCCGCAACAAGCCCCCAAUCUUAGCCAUCAUCAUGACGACUCCACAAUCAAGAUGAUGCCCCCAUUCUUACCUUUACCACUGAGGCAGCUUCCCCUUGAAAUUCCCUCUGCUACUGCUGCGAAUGAGGAAGAGAUUAAUGCGAUCCAUGAAGUUCUUAGGGAGAGUGAGAGGGUGUUGGAUAGGCUGCAGAAACAGGAAGAGAACUUGGCAGAGCAAGUAACACUGAGGGCAAAGGAGCUGCGAGACAAGGAGUUCAAGCUUCCGUACCAGAAGCCAGUGCCAUGCUUGAGGGAGAAGGAUGCGUGCCUCCAAUGUUACAAGGAACACUCAAAGGAUAAUCCUCUCAAAUGUGCUGAUGUAGUCAAUGCAUUCGCUGACUGUGCUCGCAGGGCUAGAGAGCAACAACAGCAUGCUGUCUAGUAUUUCUGCACUUGAGAAAGUAAGAACUUCACUUUCAUUGGGAGUGAAAAUUGAUUAUCAGAGUUUCGAAUUGUGGUAGAAAAUGAUGCUAUGGCUUUUACUUGGGGAUGAGGAUAUAGGUAUCAACUGAAGAUGGAACUACUCCAUUCCCAUUUGUUUUCUAAGCGGUUAAAAACUUUCUAUCAUAGCUUGGAAGAGAGAUGAAAUCAAUCUUGUAUUCUACAAAAACAAUCCCAAAGAGGCUAUUUUGUGAUCAUUGGCGCAUAUAGCAAAAACUUCUUGAUUUUUCAUAAAUAAAUCUGUUAUGAGACUCCAAUAAUUUGAUUUCAUUUAUUUCGGAAUUCGGGGAAUUGAGAUUUUGUCCAAAAGUGCAAUGAAACUCAUGAAAGUAACAAAACCAUGUGCAUGGGAAACUUUGGGCACAUUGUCGGAUCACAAUGAGCACUGCGAUAUUCGAAGAAAGAGUGUUGUGGGGAAGGGAAGGUACAAUGAUCUAUAUGAUCAUGAAGAAACCAUGAUAAUGACGGUCAUCACCAUCCAAUCCAAUUGAUGGACAGAGGUGGAGAGAGAAGGUAGGACGUCCAAGUCAUUUCAUUUUCUGGAGGGUCCCAGUGUCUCAGUACCUCUUUGUCCAAUUAGUUUGAUGUUGAUCGAAGUGUUUGAUCAUACGGAUCACAAUAUGUUUGAUAUUAUACUAAAUGUAUAUCAAAACGUUAGAAUAAAGCUCGAAUGAUGGUGAUGAUGUAAUAGAAUGCUAAACAUCGAGGUAUGUUAUUGAAAUUUGGAGAAGUACGUCUAUGUGAUGUGGAUGCUUGAAGGGUACACAAGCAUUCUCACCCUCUCAGAGUUAUAGGUCAAAAGAAAAUGUUGACAACUGAAAGUAAAUCUCUUCUUAGUGAGUUUUCCUUUGUUGACUAUUUCAUAAUCUAUGUGGUGGCCUAUUUAGCAA